Salvelinus namaycush (lake trout) is the source of this 2846-nucleotide messenger RNA. RefSeq names its product WD repeat-containing protein 5-like. The record is from RefSeq and is a predicted model, not a curated record. Lineage: Eukaryota; Metazoa; Chordata; Actinopteri; Salmoniformes; Salmonidae. Gene Ontology annotation, molecular function: protein binding. The transcript is spliced from 14 exons. The coding region runs from base 261 to 1256 and encodes 331 amino acids.
UGUGUCUUCUUCACUGCCACAUUCCCCGCCUGAGCCCUAAACUGAAACGAACUGCCCCUAGAUUUUUAUUCAUGCUCAAUUAGGGCGAAAAUACAUUCAUCGUAUUUAUAGGCUAAACAAAUUCGUGUAAUUGAUAAGAUUUCUUCCUAAAGGAAGAAAUUCGGCCGAGCAAAUACAUUUUAACAUUGGGCCUUACCGCUGGUUGUCCCACGUGCUUUCACAAACCAAUCCCCCUCCCCCUCGGCUCCAUCACUAUCACCAUGGCAACAGAGGAGAAGAAACCAGAAACUGAGGCCACUAAAACGUCAUCUGCAUCUGCCAGCCAGAGUAAGUCGGCACCAGUCAAGCCCAACUACACCCUGAAAUUCACCUUAGCCGGCCACACAAAAGCAGUUUCGUCUGUCAAGUUCAGUCCCAGUGGAGAGUGGCUCGCCAGUUCAUCUGCUGACAAACUGAUAAAAAUUUGGGGAGCUUACGAUGGAAAGUUUGAGAAAACAAUAUCGGGACACAAACUUGGGAUCUCAGAUGUCGCCUGGUCCUCAGACUCCAACCUCCUGGUUUCAGCAUCUGACGACAAGACUCUAAAGAUCUGGGACGUCAGCUCGGGGAAAUGUUUGAAGACGUUGAAAGGCCACAGCAACUAUGUCUUCUGCUGCAACUUUAAUCCGCAGUCCAAUCUCAUCGUGUCUGGAUCAUUUGACGAGAGCGUGCGGAUAUGGGAUGUUAAAACCGGCAAAUGCUUGAAGACCCUGCCGGCCCACUCUGACCCAGUCUCUGCAGUCCAUUUCAACAGAGAUGGCUCAUUGAUUGUGUCUAGCAGCUACGAUGGCCUCUGCCGAAUCUGGGACACAGCAUCGGGACAAUGUCUGAAAACACUAAUUGAUGACGACAACCCCCCGGUGUCUUUUGUGAAGUUCUCACCAAACGGAAAAUACAUUCUGGCUGCCACAUUGGACAACACCCUGAAGCUUUGGGAUUACAGCAAAGGAAAGUGCUUGAAAACAUACACCGGCCACAAAAACGAAAAGUACUGCAUAUUUGCAAAUUUCUCUGUCACCGGUGGAAAGUGGAUUGUCUCUGGCUCGGAGGACAACAUGGUGUACAUCUGGAACCUGCAGACCAAGGAGAUCGUACAGAAACUACAGGGCCAUACAGAUGUGGUGAUUUCUACUGCCUGCCACCCCACAGAGAACAUCAUUGCGUCUGCGGCGCUAGAAAACGACAAAACCAUCAAACUGUGGAGGAGCGACUGCUAAGCCCCCGGGCGUGCUUAUUGUAUUUUCAUUUUAUUGUACUUUUCAUUUGACUGUUUUUAGCUGGACCCGAAUGCCUUGAGGACUGAGCCUCAACUAGAAGAAGAAAAAGAACGCAAGUCCAGAACAUCACCACAACCACUACCCUUCAUCCAGAACCAGCGCAAACCCCAACUCAACCACAACCCUCUGCCUGGUCUUGCUUGUGCCCUUACAUGCUCUACUAUCUCUGCCUUACUCUUACUGUGAGCUGGAUGUUUGUGUUUCAUCAAUUGGAAUAUGAGAAUCACCCUUUGUCAUUCAUGAGGAAAAUGGUCACAUGGUAUCUUAUGCUUUACUCUCUAUGUGUAGGUGUCUUAGUAUUGAUACAUGCUUUGUUUUUGCCAGAUUGGAUUGGCCUCAAGUAAGUUCUCCUAUUCACCAUGUAAGGUGUUUUUUCUUCAGACUAACAGACUGCUUCACUGUUUGGUGUCUGACAUUUCACUUUUAACAACUUGAAGUCUCAUUGAAAUGCAGUAGAUUAGUAGCCUGGACUCAGAUCUGUAUGUGUCAUGCCAAACAUGUUGGUGACAUGAUAGCACAAACAGAUCUGGGACCAGGCUAAUGGAUAAGUGGUAACUGUCAUAUUUCCAAUAUUCGUAAUUAAACAGUCAGUAUGAAGAGGAGUUGAAACAAAGCUUCAUACACGGGAGUGCUUGAGGUUCAUUUUGUUUUGUUGUAUUUAUUAUAAAACGAUCUAUUCAAAGCUCAGAAUGCAUUGAAGGGGUUAAAUACAUUUUUACAUACAAUCUAUUUCAACAAGGAAUUAAGUUUUGCCAGCAGUUUCUCAACCACUUCUCUACAAGUCACUUAAGUAACAGUUUCUCUAGUUUGGUAUCGACACUACGCUCGGACACAGCGAGCGCUGCCUUGCUUUGAACUCACUUCUACAUACAACUAGGUGUAUUCUGAUUCUGUAUAAUACAUUGUUGGUGCUCAACUGAUCCCUCUAGAAUUCACAGGUGUAAACGGUGGGUUGAGAAGUAUAUCGACAAGAGCCUACAUUGAAGGGGCUCUUGCCUGUACUGUCAGUGCAUUUUACUGGUCUCAACUCAAUCCUUAUAUUCAAAGUAAUGUCAAUUGUGAGGAAAGAAAUUAACUCAGAGGCUGUUUUUGUUUUUCAUUUCAAUUAUUAUUUUAGAGAUGCAUCCAGUCCAUUGCCUUGCACUGUUCUUAUGUUGAUCCUGACUCGGUGUCUGGCUGUCAUUAUGUUAACACAACCUGGUUUAGAUGUCAAAGCACAGUGACCAAAUGCAAGUAUUUUUGUGCUCCCCAUUCUGUACAUACUGCUACAUCAACAUGUGUAUUGUUAAGACGAGCAAUAUGUUGGCUGUCUUUCUGUAUCGUUCUUGUUUAACUGUCUUGAUAGCUAGUAGUUCAAUACACAACAUGGACAUGUUUUACUGCUCUCCCUUCUGGAUGUUCAUUGCACUGCAGUGGUAUCAAGGACUGCAUGAAAUUCUGUGUCUGCAUUUAGUCAAUCUGGAUUUUGUGAAUUUGCAUUUGACAGCUAUACCUUGUGAAUUAAUAAAGAGCAUUUUUUAAGAUGUUAAA